This is a messenger RNA of Penicillium pulvis, 1746 nucleotides long. RefSeq names its product ferric reductase family protein. The transcript is spliced from 4 exons. Gene Ontology annotation, biological process: intracellular iron ion homeostasis; copper ion import; iron ion transport. The record is from RefSeq and is a predicted model, not a curated record. Gene Ontology annotation, molecular function: ferric-chelate reductase activity. Gene Ontology annotation, cellular component: plasma membrane. NCBI's taxonomy places the organism in Eukaryota, Fungi, Ascomycota, Eurotiomycetes, Eurotiales, Aspergillaceae. Bases 1 to 1746 code for a protein of 581 amino acids.
AUGGAGUUCGAAAAGCGCCACGGCUCCUCCAGCUCCAUGGAUCUCUUUUACGAAGCCCUCAACGAUGACCUAGCCCGCUACUCCCUGCUAGCCCUUGGCUGCGCCGCCGCCGCAUACUAUAUCUGGCAGCUAACCGUUCGAUUCUCCGACCACCUACGAAGACUGUCCACAUUCAACGAUGACAAUCAACGGUAUUUCGUUCCAGCUCAUGAAAAGUUCUCCUGGAUCAAGAACCACCUGAUCUAUGCCCCGAUGUUCCGGAACCGCCACAACCGCGAAUUGCAACUUUCGCAGGCUAUCAACAUGGGCACCCUGCCCAGUCGUUUCCACGGACUGCUGGUUACCGGUGUUGUUGCUAUGAAUGUCAUUCUUUGCGUGGUCACUGUUCCCUACGCAUCCGAUGAAAGUACCACUGCUGGCAUCGUUCGCAAUCGGACUGGUACUAUGGCGACUGUGAACUUGAUCCCGCUUGUCUUGAUGGCGGGGCGAAACAACCCGUUGAUUGCUAUGCUUCAUGUUCCUUUUGAUACGUGGAACCUUCUUCACAGAUGGCUAGGACGUAUUGUGGUUUGUGAGGCUUUGGCUCAUACAUUUGCUUGGGCGAUUCCCAAGGCUCAGGAUGGAAGCUGGAGUGCUGUGGGCGAGUAUAUCUCUGGGAGUAGCUUCCUGACUGCUGGACUGGUUACUACUUGUACUUCAGUCGCACUUUUGGUUCACUCACCAUCACCAAUUCGCCAUGCCUUCUACGAGACAUUUCUCCACCUGCACAUCGCCCUCGCCGCUAUCUGCAUGGGCUUCCUUUGGGUUCAUUUGAAUGGAUAUGCCGCGCAGAAGUACUUGCUUGGUGCUAUCAUCCUGUGGGCACUGGAGCGUGCAACCCGCCUAUUCAUCAUCAUAUACCGCAACCUCGGUCGCGCAUCCACGACAGCCACCAUCGAGGCAAUGCCAGGUGACGCCAUGCGGAUUACCCUCCGCCUCGCCCGCCCAUGGAAGUUCCGUCCCGGUCAACACAUCUACCUCUACAUCCCAGCCAUCGGAUUGUGGACCUCACACCCAUUCUCCGUAGGCUGGAGCGAAGAUGAAGACAAAAUGUCUGACGAGAAGUCUCUACCCAUGGCCCACCAAGACCUAAUUGGAGCACCCCAGCAAACAACUCUCUCGCUACUAGUCCGCCGCCGAACAGGAAUGACCGACAAGCUAUACCAACGCGCAGCCGACGCCAUGGGUGGCCGGAUCACCCUCCGUGCCUUCGCCGAAGGACCAUAUGGUAACAUCCAUACCAUGGAUUCAUACGGCACAGUCAUGCUCUUCGCUGGCGGUGUCGGUAUAACACACCACGUCCCCUUUGUCCGCCACCUCGUAGCCGGUUUCGCAGAUGGCACGGUAGCCGCCCGCCGGGUUACGCUUGUGUGGAUCAUUCAAUCGCCCGAACACCUGGAAUGGAUCCGUCCCUGGAUGACAAGUAUCCUAGCCAUGGACCGUCGACGUGAGGUGCUGCGCAUUAUGCUGUUUGUUACACGUCCUCGCAAUACCAAGGAGAUCCAAAGCCCGUCUGCGACUGUGCAGAUGUUCCCUGGCCGACCGAACAUCGAUACCCUCGUUGGUAUGGAAGUUGAGAACCAGAUCGGUGCGAUGGGUGUCCUUGUUUGUGGCAAUGGUAGCUUGAGUGAUGAUGUUCGUCGGGUUUGUCGCAAGAGGCAGUCGAAGUCUAAUCUGGAUUAUGUCGAGGAGAGCUUCUCGUGGUAG